GGUACAUUUUGCUUCUCCUCCUUGGCCUUACUCGGUGUGCUCUGCGAUGAGUAGAACGGAUUGAUAUUCUGUGCCAUUCCUAAUCGAAGCUGCUCCAAAAUCUUCCGAGAAUUCUCCUCUAAGAUUUGUUGGGAUGGCAGCAGCUCAAGGUACACCGGAGUCUGAUGCUGGGAGCUUUGAGUGUUUCCAGAAUUACACUGCACCGGAAGUCUUUGUACAAGGCCUCGCUGGCAUUGUUGAUCAACAAGAUGUCGAGUCCAUGAUCAGAGCACAAAAACAAAUGUUACAGAGAUUCGAGAAGACUAAUGAGAUGCUCACAAAUUGCAAUCAAUUGUCAGUUAAUAGACUGAAGACUGCUGGUGCUGAGUUCAAGAAGCAUACUGUUUUACUGGCAGAUAUGAAGAGGGAUUUGGACUACAUUUUUAAAAGGAUUCGUAUAGUUAAAAACAAGCUCAAUCAACAGUAUCCUCAAGCCUUUAAUGAGGCUGUAAGGAGUAGUUUGGCCGAGGAGGUAAUUGUGGAAGAUAUGGACCAAGGACCAAAACCACUAGAGCCAGAGGUUGUGCCAUUAUCAUCAACCCCAUCUGGUGUUACUGAUGGCGAUCCAGAUUCAGAUGUGCCAGUCGAGGAGUUUCAAUUUGCUAAGCUGCGCAAACGGCGAAUAAAGAGCAACAACAGUUCAUCAACGGAGAGCAACAAUGAACAUAGUAAUGCCGAGUCGUCCUCCUGCACAUCGGACACCGGUUAAGUACCGACCGAGUUUGAAUAUUAACAACUGAUAGAGAGAGAGAGAGAGCAAAAAAGGAAAUAACAAAGCUUAUUAAAAAUGUGAAAGAAUACAAGAUAUUCAAAACGAAAGACAAACAUAUAUAAAAAACAAGAAUCGAUUUCUCAAGAAAAAUUCAACUGAAUCGAUAUCUUUUACUUUUGUCUCACGGGGACGCAGCUAGUACGCUCUUCGAAGAUCUAUGUUUGCUACAUUAGCCGACAAUAAUAGCGAGCAUGAACGUUUUAUUACAAAAAAAAAAUGAAUAAAAUACGAUAAUGGUGUCACGUAAUUGGUUGAUCAUAAAACGAUGUGCGUCCGUGCGUACUCAAGUGCCAUUCCAGUUGAAUCUUCUGUAUUAAACCGUGAGUCUGCGAACUCAUGUGAAUAUUAAAUGACGCAAAUAAAGUCUUUAUACUCGG
Cephus cinctus (wheat stem sawfly) is the source of this 1188-nucleotide messenger RNA. Its product is annotated as kxDL motif-containing protein CG10681. NCBI's taxonomy places the organism in Eukaryota, Metazoa, Arthropoda, Insecta, Hymenoptera, Cephidae. Bases 134 to 748 code for a protein of 204 amino acids. Gene Ontology annotation, biological process: lysosome localization. The record is from RefSeq and is a predicted model, not a curated record. Gene Ontology annotation, cellular component: BORC complex. The transcript has 5 exons.